GACGAAAAGUCGGGUGUUAUAAAUCCCUGAAGCGAAGCGAAAAUUUGAACACAAGAAAUUGAUAUCCUCUCGCAUGGCAAAGCCGCUGCUGUCAGCAAGUUCAACAUCAGUCAUGGCGAGAGAAAUUCCCAGCGAGUUCGGCCUCGAUAUGGACAUGCGUGAUCCUAACAGCAUCAACGAACAUACCAAGGUGCUGUUCGAUGACGUGUUCGCAGAGCCGGAAGGAACGCACAGCGCGGACGGUGUCUGGCGCUGGUCCUUCAAGUGUUACAACGGGAGUAAGUCCUGCUGUUACAAGACCCUGACGUACAUCUGCGCCCUGCCCAUCGCCUGCUGCUGGGGCUGCGAGUUCGCCUGUCUCAGCUUCUGUCAGAUCUGGGCCAUGGUGCCGUGUAUCAAGACCUGCAACAUCACCCUGGCGUCCGUCAAGCAAGUCUGGAGUUCUCUCGUGCGCACCUGUCUCGAUCCCUGCAACGAGUCUUGUGCUCUCUGCCUCAGCAAUAUCAGGAUCACCCAGCAAUCGGCAUAGAGACUGGCUAGCAAAUAAACGUACUGAAAUGCAUGCAGUUAUCAUUUGAUUUGGUGGACACCUUUCCACGGUGUAAAAGUUUAAUUUUAAACGCAGCUUCUGUGCCUAAGUUCUUCUCCGUUUUUCUUAAACCUUCUAGUACAAGUGGCCUCCUACUUAAUUAAAGAACUUUUUUGUAAUCAUUGAAAUACCUAGUGUGCCUUUUGUACUAUCUGAUAUAUGUUUAGGAUGCAUGGGAGGACAUAAGCAUAUUUUACUAAUUUUCUGUAUGAUAAUACUGUAUCAUACCGACAUGCGUAUGUUUGUAAAUGUAUCGUUGUUGUGACCUGGACUUAGCAAAGUUGGGAAAAUGUAACUCUCUUCACUUGUUGGCGAAAGUCCAGCAGUUACUACGUGUAUAACUACUUCAGGUGUACAACAAUAGACAUUCCUCGCUGAAGGUUACACAUCCAGAUGAUUAAAAAGUCCUCCCGUUUACAACAUCUA
Branchiostoma floridae (Florida lancelet) is the source of this 1015-nucleotide messenger RNA. RefSeq names its product caveolin-3-like. Gene Ontology annotation, cellular component: caveola. Gene Ontology annotation, biological process: caveola assembly. Gene Ontology annotation, molecular function: molecular adaptor activity. The record is from RefSeq and is a predicted model, not a curated record. Bases 74 to 529 code for a protein of 151 amino acids. NCBI's taxonomy places the organism in Eukaryota, Metazoa, Chordata, Leptocardii, Amphioxiformes, Branchiostomatidae. The transcript is spliced from 2 exons.